Molecule: messenger RNA, 1812 nt
Organism: Anopheles maculipalpis
Lineage: Eukaryota; Metazoa; Arthropoda; Insecta; Diptera; Culicidae
Product: peroxidase-like
Exons: 3
Coding region: 1-1800 (599 amino acids)
Biological process (GO): response to oxidative stress
Molecular function (GO): peroxidase activity; heme binding
Source: RefSeq, a predicted model, not a curated record
AUGCUGACAGUAAAGCGAAUGCUGAUCAAUGUGAUCCUAGUUUCGCUUGCUGUUUGCCGUGCUGCCGCAUGGUCGGUUACGAGCUCACCGACCACCGGUACUACCACAUCCGGUGGGACAGCUACCUGUCCAAGCUCCAAAUAUCGUCGGAUUGAUUCUUCGUGUUCCAGUCGACUGAAUCCCAAUUUGGGCAAAGCCGGUGAACCUUACGCUCGUAUGCUUCCACCGAACUAUGCGGACGGAAUUUCCAGCCCACCGGUCAUGACGAACGGAAGUGCAUACGUUAGCGCUCGUACCAUAUCGUUCAACGUGUUUUCUAUAGAUGAAGUUCCCGAUCCAAACAACACACUGGUGAAUAUAUUCUUUCUACAAGCGAUUGGAAACGAUUUGGGUGCACCGGCCGGUGCCGACGAUCCAGUAGAGUGUUGUGUUAACGGGAAAAUCGUAUCGAACCCACCAAACCGAUGCUAUCCGGUAUCGAUUCCUGACAAUGACGCAUUGUACUCAUGGUUUAAUAUUACUUGCCUGAAUUACGCGAGAUUGCUGACGAGGACACCGGCCCAACCAUCGCAACCGGUACAGCAGAUCAAUCAGGCAACGAGCCUGUUGGAUCUUUCGUUCGUGUACGGUUCAACUGUGGCUCAAAGCAACAAUCUUCGUGCAUUCUCGGGCGGUCGGUUGCUGGCGGUACGGCGUAACGGUAUGGAAUGGCCAGCCCUAGAUCCGGCCGGAUGUACCGAAACGAAUGUGUGCUACCUGGUGGCGGAUAAACGAAGCUACCAAUUUCCAAUGUCAGCCAUAAUACAUCUAAUUUUUCUUCGCGAGCACAACCGAUUGGCCAAUCAGCUGAGGCUGAUCAAUCCCGGCUGGUCGGAUGAGGUUCUGUUUCAGGAAGCUAAGCGCAUCAACAUUGCCCAAUAUCAGCACAUCGUGUACUACGAGUACCUGCCGGGUUUAUUGGGACUCGAGAACAUGAUCAAUAAUGGGUUGAUAUACGAAGGAACGGGCUUCACAACGGAUUACAGUCCACUGCAGGAUCCGUCGUCGUUGGGCGAAUUCGGAGGAGUAUUGGUGCCGUUCAUGCAAACUCAACUCCCGGGAAGUAUCAACUUAUACAUUGACGGUGGGAUACAAUCUCUCCCGCUAAGCAGCGUAGCGGGCAAUGUAAUUACACUGGAAAGCAUGUUUGCCUUGUACUUCGUGGGACUCACCACCCAAUCGACUAAUCGGAUGGAUAGCAGCUUCAGCAUCGAAUGGAAAAACUUCAUGUACCGUGGCUAUGACGCUUUGGGUAAGGAUCUGCUUGCCCUGGACAUACAGCAGAUGCGAGACUUUGGCUUUGCGCGCUACAAUGAUUACCGAUCCCGGUGCGGUUUGAGCCGGUUCGCAACGUGGGAAGCGUACAAUGCCACCUUCAAGCUGGUGUGCCCCAAAACCAUCGAUAAGCUGCGCCUGUACUAUCCCACCGUGGAUGAUCUAGAUCUGUUUGUUGGUGCAGCGUUCGAAGAACCGAUCUCCGGAUCACUGUUGGGUCCAACCUUUUUUUGUCUAUUCAAGCAACAGUUCCUUGCGGCACGUGCUGGUGAUCGUUACUUUUUCGAAGCGGGUGGCCAGGAAGGAAGUUUUACCGCGGCCCAGCUUACGGAGAUACGCAAAAUCAAACUGUCUCGACUAAUGUGCAACGCGUUCCCGACCACACCGAACAUUCAGCCGUCUGCGUUCUGUCCGGUGUCGGAAAAUAAUUCUCUCGCGCAGUGCAAUAGCUUGCCCGUGCCCAAUCUUCAGCUGUGGCGUGCAUAAGGAUGGCAAAUG